AUGCGUGAAAGCAAGAGUGAAGUCAUGUUAAGUCAAGUCAUGAAGCACAUAGUGACUGAGUACCGGCUGCUUCAAGCUGUAUGGUUUCAAGGGUUGAACUGGCUUUGGUUCACAAAGCCGUUGACCCGUUCAGGCCGGUGUUUGAUGAAAGUGGGGAACCUCAGAGGAAGCUGCAAGGAUGAAGUGGGAGCCAUAGUAGCCUUUCAGAAGACGCUGGAAACAGGCGAACGUCUGUACGACAAAGGUGAACGUGAUCUUUUGGUGGCAACUUGCUAUUCUUACUUUGGACACUAUCUCUGUGGCCUGAAGCAUCGAGGACGUGGGUGGAGAGAGGAAUUCCAUGACUUCGGAAAAGGGCUCCAGAUGCUACGCCAGUCAUACGCCCUAAGCCAGGACCUAGGCAAUGCCCAUUUGCAGCUACAUGGACUCCGUAAUCUGGCUCGAGCGGAGUCCAAUGCUGGGAACACCGCGGAAGCCAGAGACUACUUUGAGAAGGCUGCUCUCUUGUUCGAGGAGCCAGGGCAAGCACUUCUUGCUGCAGACAGGAGAUUGGCUCAGCAAUUCUAUUCUAUUCCUUGCUGGAAGGAGACACCGGAGCAGAUGGCGUGGUGGGUCUUAGCCGUGCCUUCAUGGCUGCAGGGACCCCGUGCACUGUGGCUUCUUUGUGGAAAGUAUCAGAUCAAUCCACUUUGA
Messenger RNA from Durusdinium trenchii, 693 nucleotides. Lineage: Eukaryota; Dinophyceae; Suessiales; Symbiodiniaceae. The record is from the annotation of a GenBank genome assembly.